CGGGGCGAGUGGGCGGCGGGACGCGGCCGCGUGUCGAGCGGAGCCCGGAGGCGGGAGCGACCGCGGAGGAUCCCACUCCACGUCAAGUUGGAAGCGUAGCGCGACGCCUCACCGACCGGCUCGCUCCGACCGCUCGCUGUCCCCGCGCGGGAAACUACGCACACGCAUUUUCAGAACAUUCUGAAAACUCACGCUCUCUGUGAAUACUACGCCGAGUUCCUCCACCUCCUUGGAUUUCUAUAAUGUUCAGUGUUUGUGACGUACAACUAAGCAGACGAACAAAUUAAUCACCAAGUUUGAUAAGGAUGUGUGUUGGAGACAUUACAGUGUUAAUAAGUGAAAGUAAUUUACAUAUUUGUUUAUUAUGUUAGUUUAAUCAUGAGGGAGAUAAAAGCUGGAAACAUGAAGAAGAGGAAUCACAGCCAGACGUCGGAAAAGCCGAAGGGAAAACGAAGGAAAUUCCGUGACUAUGCGGAGAAGUUGGCGAGAGUCGCCAGGGAGGAGGCCAGGCCAGAACAAACACAAGAAACUCCACCGACGAUAUAUUUCCCGGGCUCUUGUGGCUUGCAUUCAUGCGGCAAGGAAGCAGCAUGCAUGCCAUACAACAGUACGUCGCACUACUGCCGCUGCACUUCCAACGGGCUGCCCGUCACCCACGACUUCAAAUGCCCCAGAAGCACAGUUCCUGUGACUCUGAAGCCUAUAUUGAAUGUGAUCCCUCCGAGGACGUCGAAUGCCUCUGACACCAGAUACCUGUCGUCAGCGCCCACCGCACAAAUAUCCAAAUCGUCAAGCAGUGGAGAAAUAUUCGCGGAAUCUACGACUGGGAACGGCUCACUAAUAGAUACGGGUAUGAGUGCCGGCGUGGGCACUUUAAUAGCCGUCACAGUUUCGGGGGCCGUUACUUUAAUACUACUGGUCUCUAUUAUCCUACUGUACCUCAAAAAGAGAAUGUGUCGGGUCGAUGGCAAAACACAACCUCGUGUGCGACCGGGAGAGCCUCUGCUUGCUGAAAGGUAUAUAACGAACCCUCAGUAUGGAGUCUACGGAGCUGGCAACGUUCCGGUACCAGGCACUCCAGGAGUUAUGGACACUGAUGAUACCAACAAGUCCCAGGUCCAGCUUCUAGACAGAAACGCCCUCACAUUCCUUGAAGAGGUUGGUGAAGGAUGCUUUGGCAAAGUCCAUAAAGGACUUCUCAGAACUACCGCUGAUGAACAAGUAGUAGCCAUUAAGGUGCUGAAGGAAAGUGCAGGUCGCAAUGCUGAAGAAGACUUUGUGCGGGAAGUCUCCAUAAUGUCUGCGUUCAGGCAUCCCAACAUUCUUGCUCUUGUUGGAGUUGUAUACAGAGAUGACAUCAACGCGAGCCCCUGGAUGGUUUUCGAAUACAUGGAGUGGGGUGACCUGGCCGGCGUUCUUAGAGGCUCCCGCGGAGGAGGCAGGCCGGGGCCAAUACUGGAUGAACAUGCUUUACUACAUGUAGCGCUGCAGAUAGCACGAGGCAUGCAGUACCUCGCUUCACGAAGAUUCGUCCAUCGAGAUCUAGCAGCGAGGAAUUGUCUUGUUGGUGCAAACCUCACAGUGAAAAUAGCAGACUUUGGCAUGUCACGAGAUGUCUACACGUGUGACUACUACAAAAUGGGCGGCGAGCGACCCAUGCCCGUACGAUGGAUGUCACCGGAGAGUAUUGUGUACGCUCGGUUCACGCACGAGUCCGACGUGUGGUCGUAUGGCGUAGUGCUGUGGGAGAUAUACAGCAGAGGCAAACAACCUUUCUAUGGACAAAACAACGACGGCGCUACCAAGUUAAUUUUAAGAGGUAUAGUGCUAGUGCCCCCCGAGGACUGCCCCCGCUUCGCUGGUGACUUAAUGCGCGCAUGUUGGAAGGCUGACCCUCGAGAUAGAAUAGGUUUCGAUGAAAUAUGUAGAAAAUUAGAGGAUGCAGCGGCUGGUGGCCAGGCAAUGCAGGUGCGACUUCCACGACCUCCGCCUCCACCACAAGACUCCACAGGGUACUUGAUCCCGAAGGAGCAGCUGCCGGUAGACUACCUGAAGCUGUCGCUGCCGACGCCCGAGGACCACGCCGAGAUGGAGGCCGCGUUCGAGUCGAGCGAGGACGAGGACGAGGACGAGGAGUACACCUGACAGCCGGCGCGGCGGCCGGCCUCGCAGUACGUGGCGCGCUCCUCGCCCUCGGCUCUCUCCUGCACAUUCCGUACACAGACUAGCGACUUCCCACAGUUUCAGUGUUAGCUUCGAGUGGUUGACACGUUGGAAGUGACUUCGAUGAAGUCGGGAAUGUAACUUCGAUAGAGUCAAAUACUCAAUUACCUACCUAAGUGUGAUAUUUUUCAUAAUAAUAAUACUACUGUACAUCUACGGACUUUCACUUGCUAUGGACUAUAGAGGUUGAUUGUACGUCUCUAUGAUAUUUAAAUUGUGUUGUGUAUUUAAUGGAUAUGUUAGUUAGUAAGUUAAUAAAUCUGUGUGCCAUAUGCCAAAAAUAAAAGUACGUACCUAAUUGUAAGACGAUAGAACAAUUUAUGUCUACCAUAAUAAUUUUAUGUAUUUAAUAAACUAUCUAAGAACUUGUCUACUUUUGUAUUGAUAGAUUUUUUAUGAGAAAUCUUUCACCUAUCCUACAUAUAGGAAACAAAUGUUUUAUUGCUAAAAUGUACCUUAUGUAAGUAGGUGUUGACUGUUGACUGAAAUUUGUAUCUGUUGAUAAAAUGUAGCUAGGUGUGUUUACAACGAUCUUUAUAAUAAAAUUAAGCAUUUAGUAAUACAUACUUUGUAGUUAGACAUUUAUCCUAGUCCUAGACUAUGUUUUUACAGUUUGUGAAUAUUUGAGUGUCAGUUCAAGUUUUAGAGAUACAAUAUUUAAAAUAACUGUUUUACAAUCGGUUUCAUUAUUAAAUAUACAGUUAUACUAAAUAAUUCCCACAGAGCCGUAUUAUCCCUAAAACGCGCGGCUCGAAAUGUGCGUGCCCAACUACCCAAAGAGUGAUGGUGGUGCCAAAAAGAAAUUAAGGGUGUCACAAUAUUAUUAAGGUCCGUUAGUACCUUCUUAAAGUACAUAACUACAUACCUACUACAGAUGUUCAAUGACAAUCAAAUUAUUUUUGGAGUUGUAAAGGUACCUACAUCAUCGUAAAAAGAAACAGAAACCCGCGGCAGGACGAUUUGCCCUUAAUAUGACUAUCGAAAUAUAGAGUUAAAUAUCAUUAUUGAAGGAAAAUUGAGUUAUUAUGUGGUUAAUAUUAUACUUUACUUAAUCAUUCAGCCGUGGGAAAAUAAAUUAUUGUCAAUUUUUGUAUUUAUUUAAUUAAAAAAAGAACAAGAACGUGUAAAAAUUAAUACUUAGGUAACCUUUAAAACAAUUAAUUUUUCAAAAUUUACAAAAUAAUUACAUAGUACCUAUUCUAUGCUGGAUACAAGAUAAAUGAUAAAAGAUGUAUAAAAAUAAAGUGUUAUCACAAAGACUG
Messenger RNA from Spodoptera frugiperda (fall armyworm), 3485 nucleotides. Its product is annotated as tyrosine-protein kinase transmembrane receptor Ror. Lineage: Eukaryota; Metazoa; Arthropoda; Insecta; Lepidoptera; Noctuidae. The transcript is spliced from 8 exons. The coding region runs from base 379 to 2145 and encodes 588 amino acids. Gene Ontology annotation, cellular component: signaling receptor complex; axon. Gene Ontology annotation, biological process: positive regulation of kinase activity; multicellular organism development; cell surface receptor protein tyrosine kinase signaling pathway. Gene Ontology annotation, molecular function: ATP binding; neurotrophin receptor activity; neurotrophin binding. The record is from RefSeq and is a predicted model, not a curated record.